AAAACUCGACAGAACACCGCGCGGGAGCUGGGCGACAGCGGGCGCUCGUACGACCGAGGGACUGCUGUAAGAAGAAGACACGAAAAAGAUGCGAGAAUAACCCCCUUAUUAAGCUUUUAUUCUACAUAAAUGAACAGUCUGUGCUGCGGGUUCCUUUAACUAUGAUGAACUGAAGAUAACUUCACUUAAAUGACACAUAAUGUCAAUAAAGGCAAAGAAAUGUGGAGUGACAUUUGCGCCACCGUCAAUUAUUGUCAUAUAUGAAAGUGAAGAUACAAAGAAGAUGCGCAAAAGAGUAAUACCAGUGAGGAACUUCUUUCAGUUUUCAGACUGUGGCAGAGCAGCUGAGAGACUGAAGCACCAUGCCCGUCACAGUCUGUACCUGGAAUCUGUCCCUUUGGCUCAGCUGGAGAGACUACACACAGUCCUUCGUGACCACCUGCGGGGUCUCACCUUGGAGGAGAGUCUGGCUGCACAGCGGGGCCCUGACCCAAAUGACGAAGACCUCAACAAGCUCAGUGAUGAAGCGCUGAACCGCAGGAAGGCACAGAUGGACAUCGUCUUUGAACGCAACCGGCGCCACAAGGACGAUCCAGACUUUGUGUACGACCUUGAGGUUGAAUUUCCUCAGAACAGUGUACGAGAAACCUGUAGCUGGGAUGAGGACCGGUCAGAUGAGGAGUUUUAAAGGGCUACAGACUAAACACAUAAAGCUACACUCACAGAUGCCUUUUGGGCUCAUUACAGAUCCUCCAACAUAAACUAGCUUUAGCAAGGACAUCAUUACAUGCAUAGUGACAAAGUAACAAUACUAUGGUAUGCUACCUAGUGGAACUGGUUACAUUGAUUAGGUGACCUGGUAAGGAGAAAAGCAUCUCAGAAUGCACAAGAUGUCCAACGUUGAGGAGAUUGGACUACAACAGAAGUCCUUCUCUGGUUCCAGAAUUCACCUUCUGUCAGACACAAGAAAACUGGACAGAAAAACACAGCCUGGUCUGAUGACUCUUAAUUUCUGCUGAGGUACAGUCAGAAUGUAGAUCCAACAGCAUGAAUUAUUGAACUCAACCUGCCUUGUGUCAACAGUUCAGGCUGGUGAAUAUGGUUUAAUGGUGUGGGACAAUUUUCUUGUUACACAUUGGGCUGUUAAUACCAUCCAGUCAUCGCUUGAAUGCCACAGCCUAUAUUGCUGGCCAGGCACAUCCCUGUAAGGUGACAAAUUGUCAAUUUAUAUUCUAAUGGUGACUUCCAGUAUGACAAUGAGAAUGUAUUAAAGCAAGUUGAACACA
Messenger RNA from Astyanax mexicanus (Mexican tetra), 1286 nucleotides. It is a transcript of the gene cep19, whose product is annotated as centrosomal protein 19. Gene Ontology annotation, cellular component: centriole; centrosome; ciliary basal body. NCBI's taxonomy places the organism in Eukaryota, Metazoa, Chordata, Actinopteri, Characiformes, Acestrorhamphidae. Bases 200 to 688 code for a protein of 162 amino acids. Gene Ontology annotation, biological process: microtubule anchoring at centrosome; trans-Golgi to periciliary membrane compartment transport. The transcript has 3 exons. The record is from RefSeq and is a predicted model, not a curated record.